Molecule: messenger RNA, 1209 nt
Organism: Dictyostelium discoideum AX4
Lineage: Eukaryota; Evosea; Eumycetozoa; Dictyosteliales; Dictyosteliaceae
Exons: 2
Coding region: 1-1209 (402 amino acids)
Source: RefSeq, a predicted model, not a curated record
AUGGAAGAAUUAUUUGAAAACGAUUAUUUUAUCAUUAUUGGAACAGUGACUGAUAAAGAUAGUUUAACAGAUUCCAUUGAUCAAUCAGGUGGUAUCUUCUCAAAAACUUUAAAUAAAAAAACAACAUUAGUAAUUUGUAAUGAUAUUGAUGAUGAAAAUAAUAAAAAAGAAUUAGAGAAAGUAAAGAGUGAUUUAAAGAUUAUUGGUGAACAAUUCAUUACAGAAUCAAUUAAAGAAAAGAAAAGAUUAAAUGUUGAUGAUUUUAUAACCAAAUCAAAGAGUGGUGGUAGUGGUAGUGGUGGUAGUGGUGGUAGUAAUGAUUCAGAUGAACAACAGCCAAGUAAAAGAUUAAAAGUUGAUUCAUUACAAGUUGGAUCAACAUGGAUGGGAGCAUUAUUUUAUGUGAAUACAAGUGAAAGUUAUCCAUUCUCAUUGAAUAUUGAAUCAAGAGUUGAUGAUAUAAACACCAAUGAAAGUAAAUUAGAAGGUACAAUCGAUUGGCCAACAUUAGAGGAUGCAAAAACUGCAUUCCGUGCAACUUUAAAAGAUGAUGAUUUAAAGAUUGAAGAGCAUACACAAAUCACAAACACUGAUCAAGUUUCAUUACCAAAUAAUUAUGAAGCAAAAGUUAUCAAUGGUAAUAGACCUUCAAUUAAAGGUACAAUCGUUUAUAGUGAUCCUACUGAUUCCGCAAAUCCUGAUUUAAAAGCAAGUUUUAAUUUAACUUUUAAACCAUCAACUACUCCAUCUUCUUCAAUCUCAUCUGCAACAUCAAAUUCAACAUCAACUACAUCAUCAUCAUCAUCAUCAAAUUCAAAUGGUACAGGAUCAUCUGCAAAUUCAACACCAAAAUUAGAUUUAGAUUAUUUAAUUGCAGGUAAUCAAUUUAAGGGUGAUUUUGAAAUACCAUAUAAAUUUAAUGUUAAAAUUACUUCAAGAAAGAAUCAACAAGAUAUUGAAGGUAUAGUUGAUUGGGUUGAUUUAAAGACAAAAACAAAAUUAAAGGGUACUUUAAAUGAAAAAGAUUUAUCAAUUACUUUAACUGAAACUGAUAUCAUUAGUGGUAGUGGUGUUGAAUUACCAAUCGUUUAUACUGGUACUCUUACCUCUUCAUCCGAUCCAAAAACUUUGGAUUUAAUAACUGGUCAAUAUAAAGUUGAUGGUAGUACACCUUCAACUGGUAAAUUUAAAUUAGAAUUAAAUUGUUAA